Molecule: messenger RNA, 1230 nt
Organism: Penaeus vannamei (Pacific white shrimp)
Lineage: Eukaryota; Metazoa; Arthropoda; Malacostraca; Decapoda; Penaeidae
Source: RefSeq, a predicted model, not a curated record
AUGGAAUCCGCGACCCGCCAGCCCGUGAGAACGCCUCAUGAACAGAAGGAACGUCGAAGAAAUUGCAAGAAUGUCACCGUCUCUUCGUUCCAGUGCGUGUGGGCGGCUGGGUCGUUCCGGCGCGACGACGACCUCCGUUCAGAACCCGCCGCCGUGAAACCGACACCGGUGUCAUCUUUAACACUAUACCUUUCUUUGGGCUACAUUAUUCUCGUUUCCACUCUGUCGAUAUCCUACCAGUAUCGCCUGCAGGAGCCAGGAAUGCAGGAGACUGACAGUGAUGAACGAGCUUUGGGAGUCUUCCAGUGCGACUUCUGCAGGAAGAGUUUCGGCUCGAAUGGGGACCUCGCGAGGCAUUUGGUCGUGCACAGCCAGGAGAAGCCUUACCCGUGUGAAAUGUGUGGAAAGUGUUUCGGACGGAAGGACACUUUGCUGCGGCAUUCCAGUCUCCACACGGAGUCGAAGCCUCACGCCUGUGACGUUUGCGGGCGAGCGUUCCGGCAGAAGAGUAAUUUGCUGAGCCAUCGCCUGGUGCACACGAAGGAACGGCCUUACGGAUGCGCCGUGUGUGGGAAACGCUUCGGCCAGAGGAGCAACUUGGUCAGCCAUUCGCUUCUUCACUCGGACGAGAAGCCCUUCGAAUGUGCCGUCUGCGGGAAGCGUUUCGUGCAGAAGAGCAACCUCAAGAGCCACGCCACGACGCAUACAAACGAGAAGCCCUUCGAGUGCGCCAUUUGCGGCAAGAGCUUCGGGCAAAGGAGCGGCCUGCUGAGCCACUCUUCGGUGCACAGCCAGGAGAAGCCCUUUGAGUGUGGCGUCUGUGAUAAGUCUUUCCGACGAAGGGACAUGCUUGCGCAACAUGCCUUUGUGCACACGGGGGAGAAGCCCUUCACGUGUGAGAUCUGCGAGGCGCAAUUCUCGCGGAAGAGUAAUCUGACGAGGCACCGCUCCGCCCACCAGACGGAACCGGCGGCUUCGUCCCUAACGAGGGUGUUCUGCUCAAGUUAAGUUCACACAAGUUGCUUUUGACAAGGGACGUGCCGGGUUCUGCAUGGUAAAAUAGUGCUGAGAUUGUCCUUUUUCGGUAUAUUUACUUUUGUAUACUUUAGUAUAUGAAUGGCCUUUGAUUAUCAAAAGAAAAAAGCAGCUAAAAAUAUACGAAUCAUAUGUAAGAUGGAAGUAUGAAUACAAAUGUUCAACAAAUAUAGUUGUUCUCAGCCCCUAGCGUUU